Molecule: messenger RNA, 768 nt
Organism: Ceutorhynchus assimilis (cabbage seed weevil)
Lineage: Eukaryota; Metazoa; Arthropoda; Insecta; Coleoptera; Curculionidae
Source: the annotation of a GenBank genome assembly
AUGUCGAUGUGGUGUAGAUUUACGACACAAAAGCUCGCCGCGCUGCGGCGUCGGUAUCGUACUACGUACGAUACCCCGAGGCCGCUGCUGCUGGCGAGCGUUCUAAAACUAGUACACACCCAUUGGGCGAAAGGGAAUCCGGUUCCUAUUCCGGAACCUGGCAGCGGAACCGUCAAUAAGUCGGGCCCUCGCAAGAGAGUUCGUCGGGGUAACCCAAAAGGACCCGGAGACGCCGUCGGGAGAUCCGGGAAGAGUUUUCUUUUCUGCAUGAGCGUUCGAGUUCCAUGGAAUCCUCUAGCAGGGAGAUAUGGUUUGGAACGCGAAGAGCACCGCAGUUGCCGCGGUGUCCGGAUCUUCCCCUCGGACCUUGAAAAUCCGGGAGAGGGCCACGUGGAGGCGUCGCGCCAGUUCGUACCCAUAUCCGCAGCAGGGAAUCCGGUUCCUAUUCCGGAACCUGGCAGCGGAACCGUCAAUAAGUCGGGCCCUCGCAAGAGAGUUCGUCGGGGUAACCCAAAAGGACCCGGAGACGCCGUCGGGAGAUCCGGGAAGAGUUUUCUUUUCUGCAUGAGCGUUCGAGUUCCAUGGAAUCCUCUAGCAGGGAGAUAUGGUUUGGAACGCGAAGAGCACCGCAGUUGCCGCGGUGUCCGGAUCUUCCCCUCGGACCUUGAAAAUCCGGGAGAGGGCCACGUGGAGGCGUCGCGCCAGUUCGUACCCAUAUCCGCAGCAGGUCUCCAAGGUGAAGAGCCUCUAGUCGAUAGAAUAAUGUAG